Messenger RNA from Mustela lutreola (European mink), 7604 nucleotides. RefSeq names its product alkylglycerone phosphate synthase (gene AGPS). NCBI's taxonomy places the organism in Eukaryota, Metazoa, Chordata, Mammalia, Carnivora, Mustelidae. Gene Ontology annotation, biological process: lipid biosynthetic process. The record is from RefSeq and is a predicted model, not a curated record. The transcript has 20 exons. Gene Ontology annotation, molecular function: alkylglycerone-phosphate synthase activity; FAD binding. The coding region runs from base 18 to 2072 and encodes 684 amino acids.
GGGAUGCGCCGCAGCGAAUGGUCGCGCCGGGCGCCGCUCUGAGCGACCUUUCACCCGCGCCCAGCGGUCCGGGGCGGCGGCACAAGGCGGAAGCCAUGGCGGAGGCGGCGGCUGCAGCGGGUGGAACGGACGUGGGUGCGAGCUCCGGCUCUGCAGCGGACCGGGACCGGGACCCGGACCCAGACCGGGACCGCGCCGGGCGGAGGCUCCGGGUUCUCUCGGGCCAUCUGCUGGGCCGGCCCCAGGAGGCUGUGAGUACCAAUGAGUGCAAAGCGCGGAGAGCCGCGUCGGCGGCCACGGCGGCGCCCACUGCCACUCCCGCCGUGCAGGAGUCAGGCACCAUCCCCAAGAAGCGGCAAGAAGUUAUGAAAUGGAAUGGAUGGGGAUAUAAUGAUUCCAAGUUCUUCUUCAAUAAGAAAGGCCAAGUUGAGUUAACUGGGAAAAGGUACCCUCUUAGUGGUAUGAUUUUACCAACUUUUAAAGACUGGAUCCAAAAUACCCUUGGAGUAAAUCUGGAGCAUAAAACUACCUCUAAAGCAUCCUUAAACCCUAGUGAUACACCUCCUUCUAUUGUAAAUGAAGAUUUUCUUCGUGACCUUAAAGAGACUAAUAUUUCAUAUUCACAAGAAGCAGAUGAUCGAGUAUUUAGAGCUCAUGGUCAUUGUCUUCAUGAGAUAUUUUUGCUCAGGGAAGGAAUGUUUCAGCGAAUUCCUGAUAUAGUUUUAUGGCCAACAUGUCAUGAUGAUGUAGUUAAGAUUGUGAAUCUAGCGUGCAAAUAUAAUCUUUGUAUCAUACCAAUUGGUGGAGGAACAAGUGUAUCAUAUGGCCUAAUGUGUCCUCCAGAUGAGACAAGAACAAUUAUUUCUUUGGAUACUUCACAAAUGAAUCGAAUCCUCUGGGUUGAUGAGAAUAAUCUGACAGCUCAUGUGGAGGCUGGUAUCACAGGACAAGAGUUGGAAAGACAGCUUAAAGAAAGUGGUUAUUGUACAGGUCAUGAACCAGAUUCACUGGAAUUCAGCACCGUGGGAGGAUGGGUUUCUACUCGGGCAUCGGGCAUGAAGAAGAAUAUCUAUGGCAAUAUUGAGGACCUGGUGGUUCAUAUAAAAAUGGUAACACCUAGAGGUAUAAUAGAAAAAAGCUGUCAAGGACCUCGUAUGUCAACAGGCCCUGAUAUCCAUCACUUCAUCAUGGGAUCUGAAGGAACUCUUGGUGUGAUAACAGAAGCUACAAUAAAAAUCAGACCAAUCCCUGAAUACCAAAAGUAUGGCUCAGUAGCUUUCCCUAAUUUUGAACAAGGAGUAGCCUGUUUAAGAGAAAUUGCAAAACAGAGAUGUGCUCCUGCAUCUAUCCGCCUCAUGGACAACCAACAGUUUCAGUUUGGUCAUGCUCUUAAACCUCAGGUUUCUUCUAUUUUCACAUCAUUUUUGGAUGGCUUAAAGAAAUUUUAUAUUACAAAGUUCAAAGGAUUUGAUCCAAAUCAGCUAACUGUCGCUACAUUACUAUUUGAGGGCGACCGUGAGAAGGUUCUUCAACAUGAAAAGCAAGUGUAUGACAUCGCUGCAAAAUUUGGUGGAUUGGCAGCUGGAGAAGAUAAUGGACAGAGAGGUUAUUUGCUGACCUAUGUCAUCGCAUACAUUCGAGACUUGGGCUUGGAAUACUAUGUAUUAGGAGAGUCUUUCGAGACUUCUGCUCCUUGGGACAGGGUUGUGGAUCUCUGCAGAAAUGUAAAAGAGCGAAUAACAAGGGAAUGCAAAGAGAAGGGUGUUCAGUUUGCUCCUCUUUCUACCUGCAGGGUGACGCAGACUUACGAUGCAGGUGCAUGUAUCUAUUUCUACUUUGCCUUUAACUACAGGGGAAUAAGUGACCCACUGACUGUGUUUGAACAAACAGAGGCAGCUGCUAGAGAAGAAAUCCUUGCUAAUGGAGGGAGCCUGUCGCAUCACCAUGGAGUGGGCAAGUUACGGAAGCAGUGGCUAAAGGAAAGUAUCUCUGAUGUUGGCUUUGGGAUGCUGAAGUCUGUCAAGGAGUAUGUGGACCCCAAUAACAUCUUUGGAAACAAAAACCUUUUAUAAAUCCAUUACUGUUGUUACAAAAAAAAGUUACUUUUUCUUUUUUUUUUUUUUUUUAAGUCUUCAACUAUGGUUAUACCAGUAAUCAAAUAUAUCAUGGACUGUAUUUCAGCAAAGUUUGUUUGUUGGUUGAAAAUAAGUUGUUAAUCAUUCUGUAUUUGUUUUGUUUCUAAAUCUAUGGAUUGACAGAUGGUAUUCCUAAAUCUCUCUCCUUGUAGGUGCAUCAGUUGAUCGCCAACUGGUUGUCAUUUCAAAUUUUAGUCAGGCAGCACAAGGCUGCUAGCUGUUAUUUCAAAGGAAGAUGCUGCCAGCUGCUCUGUAUUGAUGCCUCCCCUUGGGAACAAAGGCAGAUUUUGGUGUCAUCCACGGCUUAUCCAGCCUCUUUUUUAAAAGGGUGUUGCUGGGAAGCAGAUAUCUAGGGAAGGAUUCCGUUCGGAGUGAUUACAAAUUCUAGUGUGAGUAGGCCAUUAAGGAGGGUACUCAGGAAAGAACAUAGGCAACCUGUUACUUAGGAUACCUUCAGUUCUGUGAGGUGCUUGGCCUACAUUUUUCUUUGAAAUGAGUAUAGCGUUUUAGACCUUAAGUCAGUCUAAAAAUUAUUGUUAGGGACAUGUUUUAGUUUUCCGUGUUUCUGUUUCUACUGGGGUAUGAAUUGUAUGUGUAUAAGUGAGAAAAUCUCCUGUUAUAUCCUAGUUCCUUCAUCAUAUGUUGUAUAAGAAAAACUGACCUAUCACUCAUUGUAUUUGAAGGACAGUUUUACCAUGAAAUGAAUGCCUUUAUCAGCUUAACAGUUCUAAUGUUUCUGAUUUCACAUUCUUGUUGCUGAGAUGCAUAAGAAGCUGCAACAGGAGUAGAAGAAGGAAGAUUCCUUACACUUCAUAUCUCCAGUUCAAAGAAUCGUUUGGCUAACGAAACACAGCUAUCAUUUAACUACUGAAUUUGAAAACUUCAAGUUUCAGUAACCAUUUUUUUUUAAUUAACCUGAACAACAUGAUAAAUUUUCAUAUAAAACUAAAGUUUCAGUUUAGUUUUUAAUAGUGAUUUAACGCCUUUUUGAAUUACUGGUUUAACCUAAAUUUUGAAAAAAAUAUAUUAAUACACAUGCCAUAAUCAAAAGUUUGAAAUGUCAUAUUUCUUGAAUAAUAGGGAGAAGGUUAAUCACAUUUAGCAGACAUUUUUACAUUUAAACCUGGAUAUUAAAAUAAGUAAAAUUAUUACUUUGAAUCACUGUCUGUCAAGGUUCAUGAUUCACAUUUUGGGAUGGAUUCUUUUCUUAAUGCAAUACCUAACUUUUGAUAAUUUUUUAAAAUUAAUAUUUGAUCAAAUAAUAUAAGUCAAAGUGCAGACGAUCCUUUAAAAGGACACGCUGUCUGUCUAUGUAGCAACAGCUCCAAAGUAUUUUUGGGCAGUUUGAUACCUUUUAUAUCUGAAGUAUACUUAAACAGAAAAGUGAAAAUUUAAAUUGACAAAAUGGUAUUUUUAAGACUUCAAAAUGAUAAAACAAUUUGUAAUAAAAUUGGCCUCAAACUAAUAAGCUUAAAAUCUGUAAGCAAAUCAAAAUUAAAUAAUCAGUUUAACAACAAAAACUAAAUGUUUAUUUAUUAGAAGCUGCCUCUCUUCACUGGUGAUUUAUUUUUAAUUAUAAAAUUUCCAGCAGAUCUUAGCUUUAAAAGCCCUUGCUAUUUGAAAUAGUUGGAUGUUUGAUGAGGAAAUUCCACUUGCCUCUAGAAUUAUAAAAAUCUCAGCUUUAUAAAAUGCAUCUAUCUAUUCAUGAAGGUAAUUUCUCUAACUGGUGAUCAAAAUGUAAAACUUAAUACAGUAGUAAUAUCUCACUGGAGUGUAUACAUGUUUCUGAGUAAAUUUUUUUAAAUAAAAUUUACGGAUUCAUAAGCAGACCCAUUCCUUUGCACGUGAUUGUUCUAAUAUUCUCUCCCAGGGAGUUCAGAUUUCAGCAACCUCAGAAAUCUGUAUUUGGUUUUAGGAAACUAUAAAUGUCACAGCUGAAAAUUGUUGUGUUCACUGUUCUACAUGAACCUUACGGAAUAAUUAGUGAUUUAUGUCUUUGUUUUUCUUCUUUCAUGUAUGCAGGACUCCCCAACCUUGAUUUUAUAGUGAUGACUACAUUCUGUUCUUGGAAUGAUUUCUACAGGGAUUUUGAAACAGAUGAACACUUGCCAGUGCUGUUUCACUCUGAUUUAGUAAAUCAGAAACCCGGUACCCCACUUUCUCACACCUGCUUCUGAGAGAUACCUCGGAAUGUACUUAGUUUCUGUGGAGAACUGGGUUCUUGAUUAUGCACAGAGGCACUUAAACCUUGCCUCAUAUUUCUGGAAUAUCUGAAAAUGGUUUCAUAAAAGUUAAAGCAUGGAGUAUAUUGUUUAUGUGAGGCUUUUAAACUCAUUUUGAAUAAGUUUCUUUAAAAUUUUAAAAGCUCAUAACCGAUUUGGUUUUUAGUACAGCGUAAACAUUGACUUGUCUUUCUUAAAUUAGUCAUAUUUCUAAUAUUUGUUGAUGUUACAUUUGGGUUGAGGUUUUAGUGGGACUAGGAACUUGCUGCUAGUCAGAAGUGGCAUUGAAUACUAAAGACUCAAUAUGAACAGGCUUUUUUGACCCUUAGAGAAACUGAUGCCUUAAUGUUUGGUGCAAAAUACAGUGCAUAAGUGAAUUUUGUCUUAUACUGAGUAACUUGAGCUUUUUUAGUUUAGUAAGAAUUGUGGAAGCCACAUGUUUAUUGUGCCCAGCAUUUUACCACAAAGAAAGAGGAUUGAAUUCUUUCGUCUUGGGAGGAAUUGGGAAUUUACAUCGUAAAUGCUUACAUGUAUUUAGUACUAUUAAGAGCUACUUAUGAAGCUGGAAGCCUUCUUAAAUGUAGUUGUAUAGAUGUAUUUUGGAAAACAUAAGCGCAGUGAAGGAUGAGCUUCCAUCAGUGUGUCAGAUACAGAUGGUUGCAAGGAAACCUGGUGUUCAGAAUAUUCUCUUAGUAACUGCUAAGUCCUAGCUUACAUUUUUGAUAAUGCCUUUCUGCAUGCUGGCUCCAGAGAUUUUUCUUUGUUCUUUCCUUUUUUAGCUACAACUUCUUAACCAGAGCUGAUCAAAGAAGCCCUGUAGUCCCAAGCUGAAGCGUGUAACCUCAACUGUUCAAAUGGGGCUGGGUGUGGUUGAGCAUCUAUUCUGUAUAAAUGUAGAACACAAACAGUUCCUGAUCAUGGAUUGAUUCAGAAGCUGGAUGUGCUGGCGCUUGAAGCAGCCACAAUGGAAUGCUGUGGGAAGUGUCUGCAUUUUAAGGAACACUGAGGCAUUAAGGACAGCUUUAAUAGCUUUGCAUUUACCACUUAAUCUUUGGCAACUUUGCUUUUAAUUAGGGCUUAGCUCAUGGUGGAAGAAAAGCUGAAAAUACUAAGUGCCAGUGUUGGAUUGAAGAAUCCAGAAUCACUUUUGGCUUUACGAGUAUGGAAGUGUGGCUUUGCUCAAGGCUCCAAAUGAACCAUAUGUCAAUACAUUCAUUGAAUUCUUACUCAUUUCAGGGUCGUGAAAAGGAAAUAAUGUAUACAUUGAUGCUGAAAUUCAGAAAAUAUAAAAGAUUUUUUUUAACUAUUGAAUUUUAUGCUGUCUGCUAUGAAGGAUGUAAGACCCUUGGGUUUCUGCUUCCUAAACCACACUGUUUGCCUUCAGUGUGGAAUUUGUAAAAACUACUUGUAACAUCAACAGGUUAUAGAAAUGUGUAUCAUUAAUAAAAUGCACCCACGUCUAAGAGAUUUUGUUUUCUUCAAAGGGAGUGGGAAGCUCAUUGUUCUCUUUGCAUAUGGGUUUUUCUUUCAUUUUUAGCUUUUCAUCUUCAUAUUUCCACUGAUUCGAAAACAAAAUUUUAUAAUUUUAUUAAUGAAGCAUAAUCAAGCCCCUUUAGAAUAUAAUUAGCUAGAUUUUAUCACUAAUUAUUUUUUAAAUCAAUGUUAUAUUCCUAGGAGGUGUUUAGUCUCCCUUGAACCUGAAGCAUUCCAAUUUGAACCUAGGAAGAUCCUCAGAAAAUGAGCACUAUGCUCUUCUAUUAUUCCUUAAUAAACCUGAGUGAGGACCACUGAUAUAUGGAACACUCAAGCCAAAGAACCAUCACAGAAUGAAGGAACUUGAGUUCUGUGAACAUGAAAAGAUUUCUUUUUUGGUUCCCAAAGGAGAUUUUUUUUAUAACUUUUUUUUUUUUCCACAAGGAAGAAAAAUAACACAUUAUCAUUAAGAACAUUUUUCAGAGACUGAACUUCCAAAUCUAAGGGGGAGAGAGAAGGAAAAGAAAAAUGUUUUAGUGUGAAUCUUUAAGCUGCACAAAUACCUGUUUUUCAGGCAUCUUAUUGUUAGCAGUGUUUUUCAUGAAAAAUAUGAGCACCCUAUGAAACUUACGGUUUAACACUUAAAGUAAUCUUGUUCACAUAUUCGUAAAGAACAUGAAAUGCUUAUACUGAUAUACAGUUUCUAUAAAUAAUUAUUUUUUUUGGACCUCGUAAGGAAUUUCCCCAAAAGUUUACAGUGCCUUGUUGGGAUUUUUGUUUUGUUUUGUUUUUCCAUGAAAUAGCCAUUGUUUAAAAUGAGUGGGAGAGGAUAAUUAAGUCUUUAAAGACUGAGAUUGUUUAGUAGUUCAGGGCUCUUCCUCUUCAAGAAUAUGUCAGGAUUUAAGUAGUUAUGUGUAGAAAUACUGAAAAUCCUUUCCACAGUGUGGGUUUGAAUCGUCUGUUCUAGUCUGUUUCACUAGUUAUACGGUGGACCUGUACUUCAUAUAUCCGUUCAGUUGAUGGGAUUUAUAUGUACUUUCAUUCUUAGAUUUUCAUUUCUAUUGUCCCAACUUAGUAGCCCUAAGAUGUGGCUUAGUGGAUGUGGCCUACUCACUCAGUCCCUGAGACACCCACUACUUGCUUUUGGAUGUUAGCUCACACAGCUCCCUGAGGAGCAGGGCCUGUUGGGGUGGGGGGAUCUCUUCCUUAUAUUGUGUGUCAGUCUUUUUUUCUGUGAUGGUGCCUUCAGAAUAAUGAGUAUUUCUGUUCCUGGACAAUGAUAAAUCUCACGAGAAAUAUGUGCAGAUUAUAUCUCUUAAUUUUUGUCCUUUUUUGCUAAGCCUGUGAAAUACUUCGGCUCUGAUACAACUUGACUUGAAUAAUAUCUUAUCCUGAGUCUUCCUCCAAGGCAGUACAUAUUCCUGCCAGUACUGUAGUAAUCUUUUGGGAACUACAUGUGGGUAAGCUCUUGUAUGUAAGCCAUUAUAUUGCUGUAACUAAUGCAUACAAACAGUUCUUCUCUUUACGUUUAUAGUUUAAAUGUUGAUAUGUAAUGGGAAGGGAAGUUUCUGAGAGAUUCAACGCAGCUUUGUCAGUUCAGACUGAGCCAUACUGUUUUCCACAAGGGCUCAAAACAUAGUCUAUCUACUGUGCUUUUGGUGUAUGUUUGGAUUUCUCCUUUUAUUGCUUUUCCUAGACUGUACUGUUCUAUAAGCAAAUGCCCAUGUAUGAUUUUUAAGAUGUGCUGGGAAGAAAUAAAACAAUAUCAAAACCG